AAAACAAAUUGAACCGAGCACUUGAAAUAUAGAUCUAACGCUCUUUCCUGACACGGUUGCCAGGAAACAUGAUCAUGUUGUGUUGUGUCGGAAGGUCUACCAUGAGCUAUUUGAGUUACCUGGAUAUGUUGAAUUCAGCAGCCAAUUGACCAACAUCACCGGAUCAAGGGUGGCCUGAUUUGUUGAGCAAAAGCCUUCUGCUGAUGUAUUUGUGAACACAAAUUACUCAAUUCUUGAUAAGAAGUUGAUCAAAUGAAAUUUCCGCAGCACAUAUGCAUGAAGAGAUUCUUCCCUUUAGGUUAUUACAUGGUUAUGCUGCUAUUGAUUAUCACAACAUUCAAUUCAUGGGGUGUCGCAGACACGGAUAGUUUAGAAUUGGAUAUUGGGUUACUGAGUAAGCAAUUGCUAGUACUGGCAAAAGAAGAAGACUUCUUUGGAUGGUUGAAAAGGAUUCGAAGGAGGAUACAUGAGUACCCAGAGCUUGCAUUUGAAGAGUACAAAACGAGUCAGCUAAUCAGAUCAGAACUUGAUUCUCUUGGAAUUCAAUACACCUGGCCAGUGGCCAAAACGGGAGUGGUUGCUUCUAUAGGCUCUGGGAAACCCCCUAUCUUCUCUCUUCGAGCUGACAUGGAUGCUCUUCCUAUUCAGGAAUUAGUUGAGUGGGAGCAUAAGAGUAAAAUUGAUGGCAGAAUGCAUGCUUGUGGGCAUGAUGCUCACACAACAAUGUUGCUAGGUGCAGCCAAGUUGCUCCAACUCAAACAAGAUAAAUUAAAGGGCUCGGUGAAACUGGUAUUUCAACCUGCUGAAGAGGGCCGUGGUGGAGCUUACCAUAUGAUAAAAGAAGGUGCUUUAGAUGGGUCUCAGGCAAUUUUUGGCUUACAUAUUGACCCAUCCAUGCCUACUGGCACAAUUGGUUCCAGGCCCGGUCCGUUUUUGGCCGGCGCCGGCAGGUUCAUAGCCAGUAUUAGAGGAGAAGGUGGGCAUGCAGCAAGCCCCCACAGAACUAAAGAUCCAGUUCUGGCUGCAUCUAUGGCUAUCCUUGCACUUCAACAGAUAGUCUCUCGCCAAACUGAUCCAUUGGAGGCCAUGGUGGUCUCUGUUGGGUUCAUUGAUGGUGGUCAAGCAGGAAAUGUGAUACCGGAGAUUGUGAAAUUUGGAGGAACAUAUCGAAGCAUGAGUACUGAUGGUUUUGCCUAUGCUCAGCUAAGAAUCAGAGAGAUUAUAGAGAUGCAAGCCUCUGUGCAUCAGUGUACUGCUGUUGUGGACUUCAUGUUGGAAACAAUGAGGCCUUAUCCGGUGACAGUUAAUGACGAACAGAUGUAUGAACAUGCAAAGAGUGUCGGAGAACAUUUGCUUGGAGAAACCAAUGUGCAUCUGGUUACAGGGAGUAUGGGGGCAGAAGAUUUCAGCUUCUAUACCCAGAAGAUGGCAGGUGCCUUUUUUGACAUCGGGAUACAGAAUGAAACCUUAAAAUCUGGUGGUCUGCACACGCCUCGCUUGAUUAUAGACGAGGAUGUACUUCCCAUUGGAGCAGCUCUCCAUGCUGCAGUUGCAAUGGCUUACUUGGAUGCUCAUGUUGGGAGGCAAUCAAAAUCUUAGAAGUUAGACAGAUGUAUCAACUAGUAAGAAUGGUGUAAAGAAAAAGCAGAAUGAGAACCAAGUAGUGUAUACCUGAAGAUAGAAAGAAUUGGAAUCUCAUGUGCGAAAAGAUUGUUGGAUUUACGAGAUAUCAUUUAAAUAAAUUAAAUCAUUUCGAAGAGAAACAAAA
This is a messenger RNA of Daucus carota subsp. sativus, 1768 nucleotides long. RefSeq names its product IAA-amino acid hydrolase ILR1-like 3. Gene Ontology annotation, biological process: auxin metabolic process. The transcript is spliced from 7 exons. Gene Ontology annotation, cellular component: endoplasmic reticulum. Gene Ontology annotation, molecular function: IAA-Ala conjugate hydrolase activity. The record is from RefSeq and is a predicted model, not a curated record. Bases 253 to 1599 code for a protein of 448 amino acids. Lineage: Eukaryota; Viridiplantae; Streptophyta; Magnoliopsida; Apiales; Apiaceae.